Pangasianodon hypophthalmus (striped catfish) is the source of this 8389-nucleotide messenger RNA. RefSeq names its product olfactomedin 3a (gene olfm3a). The coding region runs from base 169 to 1542 and encodes 457 amino acids. Lineage: Eukaryota; Metazoa; Chordata; Actinopteri; Siluriformes; Pangasiidae. Gene Ontology annotation, biological process: signal transduction. The transcript is spliced from 6 exons. The record is from RefSeq and is a predicted model, not a curated record.
UCGGGAGUGCAUCCAUCUCCCAGCGCGCGCGCGACGCCGCCGCCGCCGCCGCUCCCGUUAGUGCGGUCCCUGCGCGCGCGACACACCAACUACACCAACCAAGACAAGACGAGACGAGACAAGACAAGACAAGAAGGAGGCAGAAGCAGAGACCGAGACGGAAGCAGGAUGCGCGCGCUGCUCGGCGUCCCGACUCCCAUCUUCCUCCUCGUCGUGUACGGAUUGUGUCCCUCUAUGACGAUUGGGCCGAAGGAGGGCUGGCAGGUGUACAGUUCAGCGCAGGAUGCAGAUGGUCGCUGUAUCUGCACUGUAGUGGCCCCGGAGCAGAAUCUCUGUUCCAGAGACGCCAAAAGUAGACAGUUACGCCAACUACUGGAGAAGGUCCAGAACAUGUCGCAGUCGAUUGAAGUGCUGAACCUGCGCACUCAGCGGGACUUCCAAUACGUCAUGAAGAUGGAGAACCAGAUGAAGGGGCUCAGGACAAAGUUCAGACAGAUCGAGGAAGACCGCAAGACCAUCAUGGCCAGAAAUUUCAAGGAGCUGAAGGAUCGAAUGGAUGAGCUUCAGCCCCUGAUCCCCGUGCUGGAGCAAUACAAAACAGACACUAAGCUCAUCUCGCAGUUCAAAGAGGAGAUCAGGAACCUAUCGGCAGUGCUGACGGGGAUCCAGGAUGAGCUGGGGGCGUAUGAUUAUGACGAGCUUUACCACCGAGUGAUGAGCCUCGAGACCCGUCUGCGCAGCUGCAUGAGCAAACUUACGUGCGGCAAAUUAAUGAAAAUCACAGGACCCGUGACCAUAAAAACGUCAGGCACCCGGUUCGGUGCAUGGAUGACCGACCCAAUGGCAUCUCCAAGAAACAACAGAGUCUGGUACAUGGACACAUACACCAACAGCAAGGUGGUGCGAGAAUACAAAUCCAUGGCAGAUUUUGUUUCAGGUCAAGAGUCUCGAACAUACUACCUUCCAUUUAAGUGGGCAGGGACCAAUCAUGUAGUGUAUAAUGGAUCGCUAUAUUACAACAAGGAGCAAAGCAACAUUGUGGUCAGGUACAGCUUUGAGACAGGCCGUGUGCUGGCUCAGCGGGCACUCGAGUAUGCCGGCUUCCACAAUGUCUACCCGUACACCUGGGGAGGCUUCUCAGACAUUGAUCUAAUGGCUGAUGAGAUGGGGCUGUGGGCUGUCUAUGCCACUAACCAGAAUGCAGGCAAUGUAGUGAUUUCUCGCUUGGAGCCUGACACAUUGGAGCCUCUUAGCACUUGGAACACAGAGUACUCAAAACGCAAUGCUGGCGAAUCUUUCAUGAUCUGUGGAACUCUCUAUGUUACCAACUCACACCUUACUGGGGCAAAGGUCUACUACUCCUAUGACACAAAGACGUCCACCUAUGAGUAUGUGGACAUCCCCUUUCACAAUCCAUACUUCCACAUUUCCAUGCUUGACUACAAUGCUCGAGAAAGGGCACUCUAUGCCUGGAACAAUGGACACCAGGUUAUCUUCAAUGUCACACUGUACCAUGUCAUCAAAACUGAAGACGACUCAUAAAAACACAACAGAGAAUCUGUUGGUGGCUGUGCCAGUUUUUUCCUGUUUGCCUGGAACAAUGGCCAUCUUCAAUGUCAUGUUCUACCAUGUUAUUCAUAAAGAGUCAAAUGGUAAAGAUAGAGUGGAGGUGCUCUGGGGCUAUGACACAAUGUUUUUGUUUGCCUGGAACAGGAUCCACCAGGUCAUCUUCAACAUCUUGUGCUAGCACUUUAUCAAAAUCGACACAAGGGACAAAGAGGACAGCAGCUAUUACAUGAUUUUCUCAAGACCAUUUUCAAACUUGCUCAUCAAAAUCCAAGGACAUAUAGAACAUAUAAAAAGGAUUUAUAAAGACAGGGAAGAAGAGUCCAGUGGGUAUCACAGGAUUUUCUAGUUCACCUGGAACAAUAGCCACCGGGUCUUCAAUGUCACAUCCUACCAUGUCAUCAAAAAUGUGUAUGAUUCUUGAAGAGUGCAGUGGCUAUGACACUUCUUAAUCUUCAGUAACCACUCUAUUCCAGUCAUGGUCAUGGCUGCUCCAGAACCCAUUCAGAAACACUGGGUGUGAGGCAGGAAUACACCCAUAGCAGGGCACCAUGCACACACAUUCAUACCCAAGGACAAAUUAGCAUAGCCAAUCCACCUACUGACAAGAUUUGGGAGUUGGGAGGAAACCGGAGAACCAGAGAAGGAAAAAGAGAGAACUUGCAAAAAUCCACAUGAGGACAACUCAUAAAGACCAUUUGUAACAAGAUGGAGGAGUAGCUUGUUGUCUAAAAUAUGAUUUUUUCAUUCAUCAAAAGCAAGGGCAACCAAGUCAUCUUCAAAGUUAUACUCCAGCACAUCAAUAAAACUGAAGACUGAUUAAAACUUAUUUUCUUGUUCAGCUAGAUCAGGAGUCAUCAACCAACAGACCAUGGUCCAGAUGCAGACACAGCAGAACUGAAAUAAAUAUAAAUAAAUAAAAAAAUAGGCCAUAGACUCCAGGUUUCUAAAAAAAUAAAAUAACUAGUUGUGGCCAAUCAUAUGCAUUUAUGCAAAUGAUUUAGCUGAAGGCAGCUCAUUUGACCAGAGACUAGCUACAGGGUGAGGGACAUUAGCUCAGAAAUGAGAGCAUUUUCACAGAUUUUUAAUUUUAUUUACCCACUCUGGUCUAAUUAGUGAAAUUUCUAAGAACUAAUUGAUAAUGGUUAAACAUAAAAAGCUGAAUACCCCUGAUUUAGAGCAACAGAGCAUGCCGUCUUCAGAGUCACACUCUACCACAUCAUGAAAACUGUGGAUGAUUCAUACACACAAUUUCUAAAUACAGGGAGGGGUCAGGCCACUGCGGCAUGAUUUUCUUGCUCACCAGGAACAAUAACCACCACUCUCCAAACCGAAGACACUUGUAAAGACACAAUCGGUGAAGGCAAAGAGGAGGAGCUCAGCGGUUACAAUAUGAUUUUAUUUUUCUUUUAGAGCCACCAAUUGAUCUUAAACCACAUUAUCAUCAAAUGUGAAGAAGAGAAAAUCAAGCAGGAGGAAUGUGGUGGAUAAGGAGUGAUAAAUAGAAUGAUAAAUGGAUGUCAUUGGCUUUUUUAUUUGACGAAGAGCAAACAAAAAGAGACAAAUGUAGUAACAAAAAGAAGUAAUGUUCUAGUGAACACAUGGACAAGAAUGGCCAGAAUGAAUGAACGAACGAACGAACGAAGGGAUGAAUGGCAAACAGAAUGAAUAGGAUGAAUGUUGUUGAAUUCUUUCAGUUCUCUAUGCUGAUGACCUUGCCUUACCUCGCGCCAUUUAGUUUCGUGCAGUUGUUAGAUUUCAGAACGCUUUUUUUUUCUGCAUGAAUGCUGACCUUUUUUUUCAUUGUAAUUUAUUAUUGUCCUAGUGUUAAAAAGAAAACAAUUGUCUUGUGGAAUAAGUUUUAAUAACCAAGUCAGUGCUAUUUGGCAAGAAACUGAUUAGGUGUUCAUUUGUAUAAAGCAUCACGACCUUCUUCUAAAUAUGAACCAAAUGUGAACGAUUGUAACCUUUUUCAUGUCUCUCUGAAUUAAUUGUGUAUAUGAAAUACACUAAUGCCCAAUUCAGCUGGUUAUACUUUACAUAUUUUAGUAUACAUCAAGUGGUCAGGGGCAUAAAGAAGAGUGUGUGAUGGAUAAAGUGGAAACGAUGAAGGUUAUAAAAUAAGGACUAUUUUUUUGUGCUGAGUCUUGUGACAGGCCGGCUCUCUGAAAUCAGAAAUUGUCACGCGUUUCCUUUGAUGACUUUGAGUGCGGCUCUUCUGCAAUUUCAAUCAACAUGAAAGGCAGAGGAGCAGCAAUGAUUGGAGUCCCUUAGCUGCAAUUUCUUCCUCUCAUGUCGGUGUCAAGAUCCUCUGUCUGCCAGCACAAAGGGAAUUUAAAUGCUGCCCAGCAGUUCAGUGGGAGAAAAUGGCAGCACCUCUGGGAGUUCGUUUAUGACUCCACCACACCUGUGCUAUCACAUACUAAUCACCUUCACUUCACACACACUUACACAAGGCCUUAUUACCUUCGGUGAUUUUUUUCCCGCAUUUGUUAUCUGUUUUAUAUUUGGUUAAAAUAGUUUUUUUUUCUGCAUUUUGUCCACCAAUUACAGUCGAUUGUUUCAUGACCACACCCACACCAGUUUCCCUUUUCCAUCUCAAGGCAAGUGAAGAACCAGCUCAUGAAUCUAAUCAAGCAAUCACGCAAGGUCACGAGUUCACUCUGUAAUACGAAGCUAUAUUUUCAGACGUAUGAAAAUUGACGCAUAGCUGUCCUGAUUGGUUUCCUAACUGCUACUUUUGCAGAUGGAUCUGCGAAUUUUCUCUUUCCUGCAGUGACGUGACAGCUGCAUCCGAAGCAGUUAGUGGGAAAUAGUGGAAGCAGAGAACAAAUCAAACGGCACUCCUGGCUCUCAUUUUCAAUUCCACAGACAGCAGUAAAACCCCACAGUGAAGGAAAAAGUGGAAAGAAGCCAUGAGCCUUCCACCAUUUCUUUCCCUCUGAGUAUUGAUAUUUGCCAUUGUAUGUAUGUUGCUCUGAGAAUGUGCAUUAUAGUUAUUUUCAUACUGCAAGACAACAGGAGGUCACAAUCAAUAUUUUCACACCAAAAUAUUGAUUGUGCAAAUUUGACUUACAGAAAAAUUAACAAAUAUACAAGAACAUGUGCCAAUAUUGUUAACAAGCUGAUUUUUAUCACAAACCAGAAAUUUACAAUGAAACCUAGCGUACGUCAGCGCAUGGGUCGCGUACAUGCUACCAGCAUAAACAAUAACACAUAGUAAACUCAAAUGUUUGAAUUUAUAAACAACCAGCUGAGUGUAAAAAGGUUUUAUAUAACUCAAAGUUAGCAUAUUUAAAUAUUAUAGAUAUCUAGCAGAUCUGAUAUACACUAUAUGGCCAAAAGUAUGUGCACCCCUGACCAUCACAUCCAUUUGUGAGCCUUCCUCAAACUGUUACCACAAAGUUGGAAGCACACAAUUGUAUAGAAUGUCUUUGUAUUCUGUAGUAUAACAGUUUCUCUUCACUGGAACUAAGAGGCUCAAACCUGUUCCAGCAUGACAACGUCCCUGUGCACAAAGCGAGCUCCAUGAAGACAUGGUGUGUGAAGGUUGGAAUGGAAGAACUCGAGUGUCCUGCACAGAGCCCUGACCUCAACCCCACUGAACACCUUUGGGAUGAACUGGAACACCGACUGAACCCCAGGCCUCCUCACCAACAUCAGCGCCUGAUCUCACUAAUGCUCUUGUAGCUGAAUGAACACAAAUCCCCACAGCCACGCUCCAACAUCUAGUGGAAAGCCUUCCCAGAAGAGUGGAGCUCAUUAUAACAGGAAAGAGGUAAUAAAUCUGUUCAACAAGCACAUAUAAGUGUGAUGGUCGGGGUACACAUACUUUUGGCCAUAUAGUAUAUAUUUAGCUAUUUUAAAUAUUUAGAUAUUUUGAGAUAUUUUCUCAUUUAAUAUUGACUUGAAAAACUAAAUAAAAUAUGAAAAGUCUACUAUUAAAUGGAAAUGUGCACCUUUUAUUAUUUAUUAUUGUUUGUUUUGUUUUUGUUUAUUUUUGUAUGCCAAGAAACAGUAAAAAAUAGUAAUGUAAUAGUACGAGGUGAUGCUACUUAAUAAUAAGCAGCUCCUCCAUUUUUUUUUCUCCAAGCAACAAAGAACACAGCCCCGCCCACUAGGUAUCUAUUGGCUGAGGCUGGUGAAUUUGGAUAAAGUUGCCAUACAGCUUUUAUUUCACAAAUCCUUUUCCUUUGUGUGAAUCACUUUUCCACUGGGUGAAUGUAUGGUUUCCCGGUGUCUCUGAUACCACCGUAGCAGUGGGUAAAAAUCAUAAAUGCUACGGCUAAACUGUAAGUGUUGGCACCUCUGUUCAUGUCUAAAGAGUAUCUGCGUAAUAAGUAGAAGUAAAGACUAAGUGUCAAAUCACAAACUUCCAGAAUCCUCAGAGAACCAUUACCAGCAUGGUAUACAACUAUAAUCUCAAUAUUCCCGAAUUCUCAGCCACUUGACCACUCAUAUGACCUCUGUCUCUAUUCACACUCCCCUGAUUACUAAACACACAGCAUUCACAACUCUCUGAAAUAACCCAAAUUACAUUAUUUGAUAUUUUUACAUUCCUGCUCCAGAGCUUCACACCCCAAAAUAAAAAAAACGAAAUAAAAAAAAAUAGUUAGUAAUGUUAUUUACACAUGAUAUUCUAGAAAGCUGAGGGUACAAAUAAAACCAAAAAGAAAUGUGUAUUUACCUUUUUUUAUAUACAUUUUCAUCCUUCUACUUUAACAAGUCAUAUGUUGCUUGCUGAAUUGUAGAAAAAAACCUUUCUACACAGACGUUCCAUCUUCAAAACUCUGGCUAUAGUGGCUAUCUAACAUAAGAUCUUCCUGUAGCCAGACAGGAAGUGAUGAGUCCUGGACAGGAAUUUAGGUCUACUGGGAAAAUGUUUAGGUUUAGGCUAUACUUUCCUGAAAUCACACUGGAAUGGAAAAAUAGCAUUAUUUACCAGUUUUUAAAAUAACAUUCUCACUCUGGAACAAUGUAGAGUGAUUUUAUUCGCAUUUUUAAUAACAUAUAAUGAAAAUCUUUUGCUUUUUUAUCUUGUCCCUGUAACAUUUCGAAUUCCUGAUUCCAAGAGUUUGAGCUCUGUUAAUGUUCAUGUUCUUUGAGCCAUCAUCUGUACAAGUUGUGAAGAUCGUCUGUUUGAAGAUCGCCUGGUUUCAGUCACAAUUUUCGAUUUGUCCUCGUCUGCUUGACUGCCUUGUGAUUUUAAAUAAACACUCUGCACAUGCAAGACAGGAAGUCUCUUUAUUGGCUGUUGAUUCAUGUAUCUGCUUCAUAAAAAAGGAUGAAUCACAUGGAGAAAGGCUUAUCCAGGGGUUACUAAUCUAGGGCUCAUGAUGCCAUGUGGAGUUGCUCAAUUUACAAACAGGGUCGUGAGAGAAGCUCACAAUCUUCUAUUUGGUUUUAUUUCUUUAUUUACAAAUUUAUAUUACAGAUAUAGCUCUAACCACAAGGAGGAAUUUCAUGUGCUACUAUUUAAAAUGUUCCUGGGAGUCGUAUGUAAACAAGCCACAUUUAAAUGGAGUGUACAUGCUAUUUUAAUCCUUUUCAUUAUCCUGACUGCUGCACUGCUAGUUCCUCAACAAAAUAGAGUGACUCUGACACGAAGGAACAACAGAAGUCAAGAAAACAAACAUGAUAAUGUGCCCAAACAUUUACUGAAUAUGAAUUUACAAGUGUGACAGUAAAUAAUGUGGAGAAACUAAAAUGCCUCAUGUGUGGCAGUUUUGCUACAAUGCAAACACCGAGAACCAAGAUAUUUCUUUGCGUGCACUGAAAAUGAUGAGCCGUAUCUGUGCGAUGCUGAAUUCAGUGCUCUUGCCUGCUUUUAAUCCAUGUAUCAUUCGAAGCUGGAUGUGAUGGCAGAAAUGAGACGUUCCCUUUCAAACACACCUCCUGACUCUGAAAAGCUGUGUCAAGAAAUGCCAGCUCACACUUCCCACUAGCCUGGCCAGUCAGUGUAACGACAUUCUUUUGUUUUUAGUUUGCUGAAUAUAACAUAUGAUAAACAUUUUCAAAUGUUACAGUAGUCCUAAAUGAUAAAUCUGGGAUAAUAAAAUGUAGGGUGGUCAAGGCUUGGGGUUGCAGAAAUUCAUAAUGUCCAUUUGGGAUUGUUUGUCCAAGAACCCCUGGGCUAAUCAAACGUAAAUCCAUGUUCAUCAAUCUGAAACAAUUGCAAAAUACAUCACUACAAACCUAGAAACAGCACUAGCAGACACUAAGGACGAGGAACAACAAAAAAGAACCUAGGAAUCUGAAAGACACAAAUUAGCAUGGCUUAGAGUUGAAGAUUAGCACUAGCAAGACGUCACCAUGAGCUGGGAUAUAUAAAAAAAAACAACAACAACAAAAAAAAAAAAACAUGGCUUAAUGAGAACGAAUAAAACACAUAAGAAGAAACAGGUGCAAAAAACAAUCAUGCAGUGUGUUUAGGGCAGAGCUGGAGGAAUAAAAGUGUUAAGCAGCAGGAUCAGGAUCAGAUUAACUGCGUCACACCAGACACUAUGGGCCAUAUUCAGAGUGUGUGUAUUGAGGAGUUAAUACCGAAAAUAAGAGGUCAUGUGGUGAUCUGUCAAUUCUGUUCAGUGCAAAACAAUGUCUGACACGUCACGUCUAUAGUGUAUAGUCUAAAAAUCAUUAGAUUCAGAGUCAGAGGCCAUAUUUAGAGUCAGAUGUAAGUUCAAAAGGUACAUCAGUGCAGUAUUUGCAUGGGGAAUGUUCCUCCUAUUCAGAGUCAGGUUGUGCAUAUGCUUAAGGCAAUGUUCUGUGUUUCAGAAGAUGGCUUUUUCAGUAGCGUCUAAACCACCACAUUUAAUGAUCAAAG